AUGCCGUCUGAUAUAUUGGAACCGAGAGGUGUACCGACACCUUCCCAUUUUCGUGAAGACAUUCGCAUUACUCCUGAGAAACAAUUUGGGUUCAUGAAAACCAAUCCGAUGCCUGAGGGUGACAGUUACCAGGCUUCGCAACAAUCAAGCUUGUCUGGGGCGCUUCCUUCCGCUACCUCUAAUGGAAGAACAACUACAAGUGAUGCUCACUGGGAGAGCAGUCUGUUUUCCAGCUCGCUGUCUGAAUUGUUUAGUAGACAAUUACGGCUACCAGGAAGUGAUAAGUUAGAUUUUAUGUCUGCGAAUCGCGAGGAAGAACCUUCUGAGUCUUUAGAAGAGAUGGAGGCACAAACUAUUGGAAAUCUUCUUCCAGAUGAGGAUGAUCUAUUUGCAGAAGUGGUUGGUGACGUUGGCCAUAAGUCUCGUGCCAAUGUUGGAGAUGAUUUGGAUGAAUGUGACAUUUUUAGCAGUGUUGGUGGCAUGGAACUAGAUGGAGAUGUUUUUUCUUCUGUGGUUCAAAGAGACGGCAAGAGAGGCAGCAAUGUUUCCGUUGUUGGUGAGCAUCCUCGAGGAAAAGUUUUAUCUAGAAUACUUUUUGUUAGGAAUAUCGAUAGCAUCAUUGACGAUUACGAGCUGAGGGUCCUUUUUGAGCAAUAUGGAGAUGUCCGGGCCCUGCAUACAGCUAGCAAGAAUCGUGGCUUGAUCAUGGUGUCAUACUAUGAUAUAAGAGCUGCUCAGAAUGCGAUGAGAGCACUUCACAGUGGGUCUUUAAGGGGAAGGAAGCUUGAUGUUCAAUUCCCAAAGGAAAAUCUGUCAAAAGAGAACACUAGCGAAGGAGCCUUGUUGGUUAAUAAUCUCGAUUCUUCUAUAUCCAAUGAAGAGCUUCACAAAAUAUUCGGUUCAUAUGGAGAAAUCCGAGAGGUUCGUCGAGCGAUGCAUGAGAACUCACAGAUAUACAUAGAGUUCUUUGAUGUUCGAGCUGCAGAGGCCGUUCUCCGAGGACUAAAUGGGCUAGAGAUUGCUGGGAGGCAGCUUAAACUUGUGCCAUCCAGUCCAGAGGGUACAAGUUUCACGCCACAGUUUACUGCAGAUGAUGGUGAGGGGUGCUUACCUAAAAUGGGUUUUAAUAAUCUAUCACCAGCACACAUAGGGAGACAUUUCCCUGGAAUAUUAGCUUCGACCUCCAUUGAUGGUGGACCUAUGCGAGUUAUGCACAAUGCUGUGGGGUCACCUGUGAACUCCUUCAUUGAACGUCAUCAGAGUCUCGAUGUUCCUAUUGGUUUGCCCCCAUCAGCAAGAAUCAGAUCAGCUACUAAGCCUGUUGGUCUUCAAGAGCCUGUAAACCCUUUUGAUAAUUCGAAAACGGGGAUCCAAAGCCUGCCAAAUCUUCAUCCUCAUUCUCUUCCUGAGUACCUUGACAGUUUUGCAACUGGUAGUCCUUAUAAAUCCUCUACCACAUUCUCUGAAAUGGUCAGAGAUGGUCAAAAAGCAAAUGAAGGCUUUAUGAUGAGCAAUGUUCGUGGAGUGGGCGUAGAUGGGUUUAGUGGAGGUGUCAUAGGAUCUCCCAUAAAUCAAGGCUCCCACCGCACCAACCUCAACUUAUGGAGCAACUCUAACACUCAGCAACAAAAUCUGUCAAGUGGCAUGAUGUGGCCUAACUCACCAUCUCGCGUCAACAGCCUUCCUUCUCAGCACAUUCCACAGGUUACUGGAUUCUCAAGAGCAUCUCCUCUGAUGGUGAACAUGGCAUCAUCGCCUGUGCACCACCAUAUUGGAUCUGCUCCAGUGUUAAACUCGCCUUUCUGGGAUAGACGACAGGCAUAUGUAGCUGAAUCUCCAGAAUCUUCUGGAUUUCACUUAGGUUCUCUUGGCAGCAUGGGAUUUCCUGGCUCUUCUCCCUCACAGCCAAUGGAAAUUGGUUCUCAUAAGGUUUUUUCUCAUGUUGGUGGAAAUCGAAUGGAUGCCAAUUCAAAAAAUGCUGUAUUACGAUCAUCGCGACAGAUGCCUCACCUCUUUUCUGGAAGAAGCCCGAUGCUUUCAGUGCCAGGGUCAUUUGACUUGCCUAAUGAACGAUACAGGAAUCUCUCUCACCGAAGAAGCGAUUCUAACUCUAGUAAUGCCGAAAAGAAACUGUAUGAGCUUGAUGUUGAUCGCAUAUUACGUGGGGAAGACAGCCGAACAACAUUGAUGAUAAAAAACAUCCCUAAUAAGUAUACGUCUAAGAUGCUUCUAGCUGCCAUUGACGAGUACUGUAAAGGAACCUAUGAUUUCCUUUAUUUGCCAAUUGACUUUAAGAACAAAUGCAAUGUGGGAUAUGCGUUCAUCAACCUUACCCAACCUAAAAAUAUUGUUCCGUUCUAUAAGGCAUUCAACGGUAAGAAAUGGGAAAAGUUCAACAGUGAGAAGGUGGCAUCUCUUGCAUACGGCCGGAUUCAGGGAAAAUCAGCUCUUAUCGCCCAUUUUCAGAACUCAAGUUUGAUGAACGAAGACAAACGUUGCCGACCUAUACUCUUCCACACCGCUGGUCCAAAUGCUGGUGAUCAGGAACCAUUUCCAAUGGGUUCCAACAUCCGGACAAGACCAGGCAAACCACGAACAAGUAGCAGCAUCGAGAACUACACCAACUUUAGCAGCAGCUCUGAAAACCGAGAAGAACUUCCAAAUGGGACCGACUCGAUCUAA
Messenger RNA from Arabis nemorensis, 2682 nucleotides. Lineage: Eukaryota; Viridiplantae; Streptophyta; Magnoliopsida; Brassicales; Brassicaceae. The record is from the annotation of a GenBank genome assembly.